Messenger RNA from Amphimedon queenslandica, 1017 nucleotides. Its product is annotated as spore wall protein 2-like. The transcript has 2 exons. Lineage: Eukaryota; Metazoa; Porifera; Demospongiae; Haplosclerida; Niphatidae. The coding region runs from base 1 to 1017 and encodes 338 amino acids. The record is from RefSeq and is a predicted model, not a curated record.
AUGAGUAUUAAUCAGGAAGAAACACUGAAUUCAGCUGAUCAGGAAGGCAAAGAGCAGCAUGUUAUCAUAGUUAGAACUACUAAUCAGGGAGAAACAAAUAAGAAGCCUAUUAUGUCUAGUCAGGAAGAUACACAGCCUCCUGUUAGCUUGGAAGAAACCCAGGACACUCCUGAUAGGAAACAAACCCAAGAGGGUAGGGAAGAAACCCAAGAGGGUAUGGAAGAAACUCAGGAGGGUAUAGAAGAAACCCAGGAGGGUAGGGAAGAAACCCAGGAGGGUAGGGAAGAAACCCAAGAGGGCCCGGAAGAAACCCAGGAGGGUAGGGAAGAAACCCAGGAGGGUAGGGAAGAAACCCAGGAGGGUAGGGAAGAAACCCAAGAGGGCACGGAAACCCAGGAGGAUAGGGAAAAAACCCAAGAGGGUAGGGAAGAAACCCAGGAGGGUAGGGAAGAAACCCAAGAGGGCCCGGAAGAAACCCAGGAGGGUAGGGAAGAAACCCAAGAGGGUAUGGAAGAAACCCAGGAGGGUAGGCCGGAAGAAACCCAAGAGGGCAUGGAAGAAACCCAGGAGGGUAGGGAAGAAACCCAAGAGAGUAGGGAAGAAACCCAAGAGGGUAGGGAAGAAACCCAAGAGGGUAUGGAAGAAACCCAGGAGGGUAGGGAAGAAACCCAAGAGAGUAGGGAAGAAACCCAAGAGGGCAUGGAAGAAACCCAGGAGGGUAGGGAAGAAACCCAAGAGAGUAGGGAAGAAACCCAAGAGGGUAGGGAAGAAACCCAAGAGGGUAUGGAAGAAACCCAGGAGGGUAGGCCGGAAGAAACCCAAGAGGGCAUGGAAGAAACCCAGGAGGGUAGGGAAGAAACCCAAGAGAGUAGGGAAGAAACCCAAGAGGGCAUGGAAGAAACCCAGGAGGGUAGGGAAGAAACCCAAGAGGCCAGGGAAGAAACCCAAGAGGGCACGGAAACCCAGGAGGAUAGGGAAAAAACCCAAGAGGAGGGUGUGGAUCUAAUGCAACAUUAA